Molecule: messenger RNA, 411 nt
Organism: Ailuropoda melanoleuca (giant panda)
Lineage: Eukaryota; Metazoa; Chordata; Mammalia; Carnivora; Ursidae
Gene: LHB
Product: luteinizing hormone subunit beta
Biological process (GO): G protein-coupled receptor signaling pathway
Cellular component (GO): extracellular region; cytoplasm
Molecular function (GO): hormone activity
Source: RefSeq, marked provisional
GGGCUGCUGCUGUGGCUGCUGCUGAACACGGGUGGGGCGUGGGCAUCCAGGGGGCCACUACGCCCGCUAUGCCGGCCCAUCAACGCCACCCUGGCUGCCGAGAACGAAGCCUGUCCGGUCUGUAUCACCUUCACCACCACCAUCUGCGCCGGCUACUGCCCCAGCAUGGUGCGAGUGCUGCCGGCUGCCCUGCCGCCCGUGCCCCAGCCGGUGUGCACCUACCACGAGCUGCGCUUUGCCUCCAUCCGGCUCCCUGGAUGCCCGCCUGGCGUGGACCCCAUGGUCUCCUUCCCUGUGGCCCUAAGCUGUCGCUGCGGGCCCUGCCGCCUCAGCAACUCUGACUGUGGGGGUCCCAGAGCCCAACCCUUGGCCUGUGACCGCCCCCCGCUCCCGGGCCUCCUAUUCCUCUAA